Molecule: messenger RNA, 1075 nt
Organism: Amaranthus tricolor (Joseph's coat)
Lineage: Eukaryota; Viridiplantae; Streptophyta; Magnoliopsida; Caryophyllales; Amaranthaceae
Product: 26.5 kDa heat shock protein, mitochondrial
Exons: 2
Coding region: 181-858 (225 amino acids)
Biological process (GO): response to heat
Source: RefSeq, a predicted model, not a curated record
AUAACCAGAAACUUUCCGACACUUCUUAGCUUCUUUUUCGACUCUUUAAAUUGUCACUAAUACUAAAGCGUCAUUUUCAUUGUCUAACCACAGCAUAAAUCAACUAAUCAAGUUAAUUAAUUAAUCACCAAAACACAUAUUUUUAACAAACUUUUUAUUUUAUUUUUAUUCAUAAAAAAAAUGAGUUUAGCAAGGUUGGCUUUGAAAAACUUGCACCAAAAAACAGGUAGUUGUGUUGGUAAACAAGGGAAAGGGUGGAGAUAUGGAGUGUUACAGAGAUUAUCAUCAUCGGCUGCAUCAGACGGUAAAGAAGUGGCUGUUCAAGUUCAUGAUGAUCAGAAGAGAUCAGGUAUUAGCAGUAAGUGGAAGUCUUUAUUGCCUAGAACACUCCGUAAACCUAUUAGUCUUUGGAGGAAAAAAGAUGAUAAUCGUCAUUUAGAAAUGUUCCCACCAGCCAGCUUAGGAAACGCUCUUUUAGAAGCAGCAGAAAACAUGAACAGGCUAUUUGAAAGUGUGUUACCAUCCCAGCUUGCUAUACCCUCACAGCUGAUGGGAAAGUUCAAAGAGACAGAUGAAAGCUACAAGCUAAAGUUUGAUAUGCCAGGCUUAACCAAAGAAGAUGUGAAGGUGACUAUCGACGAUGGUGUGCUUAGAAUUCAAGGCGAGAGGAAAGUAGAGGAAGAUGAACAUGAUGAAGAGUAUUAUAUGAGCUAUGGUUACUACAAUACUAGCUUAGUUUUGCCUGAUGAGAUUAAACAAGAUGAUAUCAAGGCUGAGUUGAAGGAUGGUGUGCUUACUAUUACUGUGCCCAAAACAGAGUCUCAUGGCAAGAAUGUCAAGGAGGUUCAAAUUGACUGAUUUGUAAGGAUGAAGAUUGCGUUGUAUGUAUGGUUUGGGGUUCGGGAAUAAUGAUUUGUGGCUUCUAUUUGUUUUGUAAUGCAACAAAAGAAAGAUUUUACCUUUUAUUUCCUAAUAAUGUGGUGAAAUUAUAGCAAAGAAAGAAAUUAAUCCUUUCUUUUUCUUGAUAUGUACAUGGAAGAAUUUCAAAGUUAUUAAAAGAAUAAUGCAUUAAUGU